Molecule: messenger RNA, 5281 nt
Organism: Lucilia cuprina (Australian sheep blowfly)
Lineage: Eukaryota; Metazoa; Arthropoda; Insecta; Diptera; Calliphoridae
Exons: 3
Coding region: 4566-5180 (204 amino acids)
Cellular component (GO): nucleus
Source: RefSeq, a predicted model, not a curated record
CAUAAAUUAAAUACUAAAGCUCGUUUAUCUGGGAAACUAAUACAGUUAAAAUCUUAAAAUUGUGCAUGUAUAACUGUAAUCUCCAUGUCAAUUGGCGGUCUACCCAUGAGAGGAGCGGCACCUCACAUAUUAAUUAAAUACAAAUUUCGUUUAACUGGGAAACUAAUAUAACUAAAUUCUUUAAAUUUUGCACAAUUUUAAGAAAAAGGAGCAGAUUUUCAUCUGGGGAUCUUGGAGCCCCCACAUAAAGAAAAUAGAAAAAUUCGUAUAUCUGAGAAUCCAUUAGAGCUAGAAUCUUUAAAUUUUACUUGAAGAAUUUUGACAUUCAUCUGAACAUUUAGAGUAUAACGAGCGAACUUUUAAUGGGGACUUGACAUCUCCCAUAUGAAUUAUAUACAUAAUAUUGCAUAUCUAGGAAAAUAUAGAACUACACGCAGAGAAAAUACAUAGUUUGACAUGGUUACAGUAGUUAUGUUUACACAAGUAGCCUAUUACGGCUUUACUUGGGUCCAUGUUAAUACCUUUGUAAAGAUACCUGUAACAAAAAGAAAGAGAAGAAGAGAUAGGGAAGAGUGGAAGAGAUAGUUGCAAAGAGAAGGAGAGGAUGAGAAAGCCAGGGCAGCUGCCGUUAAUGAAUAGUGUGAGUAAUAGAAUUCACACCCAUUUUGACAAAUUAAUGAACUCUAGAAGACGUUCUAAUUGAAUGUUUGACAAUUCGGAUAGAUCACCAAAAUAGGUCGAUCCAAGCAUCCGAAAGCGGGCCUCCGCCAAAGCAGGGCAAUCGCAAAGAAGAUGAGUAAUAGUCUCUUCUUCGUCCUCGUUUUGACAACUCCUACAGUAAUCGUUGAACUGGAGACCCAUGCGUCUAGCCUACUUUUUUAUUAUUAUUUAUGAAUUCAAAUUUACUGAAAUGUGGUCUCAGCGCCUCUAGGGCUUUAUUGAGACAACGUUGGCAAGAAUUCAAUUAUAAUUAUUUUUACAACUUAAUUUUUUACAAAAUUAUAACAAUAAUAGAAUUAAAAAAAUAAAUAGCAUUUCAAUAUUAUAUAAAUAAAUUUAUAUCAAUCUUUUCGAUCGUACAUAUUUAAUAUGAUUUUUCCAUGAUAAAUUAUUUUGCAAAAUAAUUCCUAAAUAUUUUAUUGUGCUUACUUCAACAAUCUGUUUCCCAUCAAUAAAUAAUGCGCUUUCCUCUAAAUUUUUAUUAGGUUGGGGUCUAAAACGUACGAUUUUUGUUUUAUUGUUAUUCAGUACCAUUUUAUUUAUUCCUGCAAAUUCUAAAAUAAGUGCUGCAUCCCUUUCUGCAAAUGUUUUAAAAACUAAAUUUUCUUUGUAUGAGUAAAUUAGACAUAAAUCGUCUGCAUACAUUACAAUUUUCCCUUUUAGAUCCACAUUAUUGAUAUCAUUAACAUACAUGUUAAAUAAUAAAGGACAUAACACACUUCCCUGAGGAACCCCGUACUCAACGUUACCCAAAGAACUUUUGAAUUUAUUUAUUUGCACAUACUGCUUACGAUUUGUCAAGUAACUUUUGAAAAACUCCAAUUCUCUGUCUCUUACACCAUAAAAUUUAAGUUUUUCAGCCAUUAUUGAGUGAUUUAUAAGAUCAAAGGCCUUAGAAAAAUCAUAAAAAACCACAUCUACUGUACUGAAACCCCUAUCCACACCAUCAGAUAUAUAAUUGACAACUUCUACCACUGCAUUAUCAGUACCACAAACCUUUCGAAACCCGUACUGAUUUGGAUAUAUUUAGUUUUCUUUCUCUAAAAAUACCGAUAAUUGAUGGUGCAAAAUCUUUUCGAAUACCUUAUCUAUAACUGAUAAAAUAGCGAUAGGUCGGAAUUUGUCAAGUGUAUUACCAAGAACUUCCUUUGGAAUUGGAAUGAUCUUGUGAAUUUUCAGAUAAUCAGGCCAUACUGAGUGGCUAACAGAUGAAUUGAAAAUUCUUGCUAAUAUUGGUGACACAAGUUCCCUACAUUCCUAUAAACAUCUUGACGUUAUGCCAUCAGAUCCUGGGCUUUUAUUCAUAUCUAAAUAAGAAAUUAAUUGAUAAAUUUCAUUUUCAUUAAUGUGAUCGAAGACAAAUUGAGUACAACUCUCUAGAGUUGUACUCAAUUCCGUUAUUUAAAUCCUUAACAGAUUUUAAGAAAAAAUUAUUUAAUGAUUCAGCUUUGUCAUUAUCAUUCUGGAUUAAUACAUUAUUAUCAUUCUUAACAGUAAUAUCAGAUCUAGAAUUUCUUCCUAAAGUCUUAUUUAUAAAUUGCCAACACUUUUGUGGAUUAUUCCGAACAUUAUCUAAAUUAUUAUGAUAAUAAUUAAUCAUACACCUCUUAAUAGCCGUUUUUAUUAUUUUACUAAUUCUCCUAAUAGAUAUAUUAAUAUCAUCUUCUUUCCUCUUUUUUCUUUUUUUUAAUAAUUUAUUUUUGUGACUUAUGAGAGCUAGUAUAUUACCAUAAAUCCAUGGUGUUAAUUCAAGUUUUAAAUCUUUCCUGGUUCUAGAUAGUAUUGUUGCAGAAGCAACAGCAAUUGUCAUUGACUCUAUUAAGUAAGAAGUGUCAACAUUAGGAUCAUCAGUCAAGUCUGAAACAGACAGAGUACGACAUAUCCCUAACUUGGUUAUAAUCACAAUAAUAACGAGUAACAUCUACUUAAUCGGUCAUGUUCGAUUUACAAUCAAUUCUAAUAUUCCUAAGAUUAUGAUCUGAUAACUGCCACUCUAUAGAAUCAACUUUAAUUUCAAAAUCAAAAUUACAAAAUACAUUAUCUAUUGAGGUCCCACUGCUAGGUCUAGUAAUGAGAGUAUGACAGUUUCUAACAUCGUAAAAUUGAAAAAGGUCAUUUAAAUCAUGUGCCUGAGGAUUAGUAAUGAAAUAAACAUUUGAAUCACCUACAAUUAUACAAGGACUCUGAGAUACAGUCAUAAGACAGUUUUCUAUAUAUUCAAAGAAUUUAUCAAAAUUACACUUUUGUGAUCUGUAAAAAGAUAAUAGCUUCAUAGAUUUUCUAGUUACAUUAUGACUUUCUAAGUUGAGCACGAUAGAGUCAAUAAAGUAUUUACUCUCACAGAUUUCAACUGAAAAUAAUAUAAAAUCUCGAACAUAUAUUGAUGUACCACCGUAAGAAUCAGAUCUACAAUAGUGAACUGUGUUAUAACCCGGAAUUCCGUAAAGUUGUAUCAAUUUACUAUCAAACCAUGUUUCUUGAAUACAAAUAAUAUCUGGUAGUUUUGGUAAAGCAUUCUCACGACGAUGAGAUCUUCGAGUAUUAUUUGUGGUUGCUUCUAAUAAUAUAUUAUCAACUUCAUCAAACGAUUUGAUAAGCUUAGGUUUUGAAAAUUCACUUCGUUUAGCGUAUAUACGACCAGCUAAACUAUAAACACGACGAUAUCCAAUUUUUUUAGACUCUUAGCAUGGUUAAGCAAAGAGAGAGUUUUUUUACUUAAAAAGUCGUUGAUAAAUAUUGACAUGUCUUCUUUUUCCUUUAGUUUGGGUUUUACUGACAUAACCAUCUGUUUGGCUUUUUUGUUGUUGAAUUUUACAAUCAUAGUUUGCUUCUGCUUAUUAGUUUUUCUAGUUUCUGGGUUUUUAUUUUUCAAGAAAAAUGACUCAUCUAUGUUUGUAGCUUCUAUUUUCACAUCAAAACCUUCUAAAAACUUCAUUAAUGUUUCAACAGCAUCUGUAUCUUCCUCACAUUCCAAACCAUUAAUGAUACAAUCAUUUUUGACCCUUUGGUCAUUUAGGAUUUUUACAGAUGUUUUUAAAUCAGCUAUUUCUUUUUUUUAGGUUUUUGUUUUCCUUUUGCACAGCUUUUAUUUUCUUUUUGUUUUCAUUUAGUAUAUCAUCGAAUUUUGUUGACAUAAGGUGCAUUGUUGCUUGUAACUCAUCCAGUUGAUUUAGUUCUUGUUUGAGUUCUUGUUUUAGGUCUCCACCGCUUUCGUUACAAUGGUGACAAAUAUACUCAUCGCUCUCAUUUUGCAACAGCUGAUCAAAUUGACGUUUGUCGAGAGUUGUACAAAUAUCAUGAUAAGUAUUAGAGCAUUUAUCACAUUGAAUUCUCCCAUCUUCUUCAAUUAGUAAUAUACAUUGGCCACAUAAUAUUUUUUUAAUAAUAGGUAUAAUUACGUCUUUCUCCUGGCAUAUUUGAUAUUAUUCUAGUAACUUACAGUUGAUUUUAUAUACAGUAUAAACCAGUGCCUGUGUUCCGUAACUUUCGAAUUGAAAAAGUUUUCACAUGGAACAUGUAAACUGAAACAAAAACGCAAUGAAUAGAAACAAAAAUUUACUUUUCGCAUUAAACUGUCUCUGUAGUAUUAUUUUGGGAGAAUAUAUCGUCAUUUCACCUCCCAACUGGAAUAAUAUACAAAAGAGCGUUUCUAUAAAGUAGCCGAUCGAAAAAAGUAUACUUUUAAAUGUCACAAAUACUCACAAUUAAAAACUGUUACAAACAUUUGAAAGUCGUUUAAUAUACAAAUAUAAUUUUUGCAAUUAAAGAGUUUUUCUUAACAAAAUGAGUAAGGUAAACAUAAAAUGUGUUGUAAGUGUUGAUUAAGUUGAUAAGAUUAGUUUAAUAUGUAUUUACAGAAUAACCAACGAAUUUCUAAACUGCAAAAAGAAAGAUUGGUAGAAUAUAUGUCAGCUAAUUUAGAAUUUGCAAGAGGACAAUUUAAUAGAUUAAAUUCUAAUGUACAUUUUAAAGAAAAAUGGGAAUCGCUUGCUAUUAGCUUAAAUUCCUUAGGAGGAAGUGACAAGUCUGUCGAACAAUGGAUAAAGUGUUGGAUUGACCUUAAAGCUGCUGUUAAAAAACAUAUUAACAAUAGAAGAAGUAUAAUGAACAAAACAGGUGGAGGGAGUUGGCAGGAAAUUCCCCGUGACCUUAAUCCUUUGGAAGAGGAAAUAUUAAAAAUUAUUACAACGGAUGCAGUAGAUGGUGACGGUUAUACUCCAGAAAGUGGAGCACCUCUUAAUGAAUCUUUUUCAAUUGAAAUAUUAGAGGGGGAAGAGGAUUGUGUUCCAAUAAAAAAAUUAAGAAAAAUCCACAACAUAAUGCACCAACAAACACUUCAAAAUACAAAGAAGCGAGCUUCAAAAAUGCACUCAGCAUUACUAUCUAAAAUUGAAGAUUUAUCUUAUCAAAAUAAAUUAAUUUUAGAGAAAAUAAUUAAAAUUGAAGAUAAACUAAAUUAACUUAACAUACACAAAAUUCAAUUUUUAACAAUCCUUAAAAUUAAAUAAUUUUUAUAUAAUAAUUUUUAUAAAUGAAAUAAAAACUUUUAUUUUUUAUAAUA